AUGGCGAUGAAGCAGGAGAACUGGCGAGACCUCAUCGCAGAUAGAUUGCGGGAGCGAAAUAAAAAUGAAACGUCUCGCUACGCCGAGAUUAUCCACUACAAUAACCGUCUGUUCGAUACGGCCGUAAAGCUACGGCAGGAGAAUUUGGAUUUAAAAAUAGAUAAAAAGAUACGGGACAGUGCCGGUGGUGGUUCCGGGUCCAGUGUUGCUGGAUUUAAUGCCGAUGUGGGCGCCAUAACAAACGCCCAGAUCCAGGCCCUGGAAAAGAAAGUGCUCGCACAGCAGGAAGAACUGACGGAGCUGCACAAACGCAAGGGCGAGCACUCGCAGAUGGUUAUCACACUCAACCAGAAGCUGUCCGAUCUACAACGGCUGCUCACGGAGAAGGAACGUGCACUGGCCGACCAGACGGCACUGUGCAUUUCGUUGAAGGAUGAGCUGGAGGAGGUCAAGGCUUCGCACGUCACGAUCAAGGACGAGUCGCUGGCGUCGCAGCUGCGGGCCAACGCGGCCGAGGACAAAUUGCGCGCCGUGCAGGACGAAAACACGAAGCUGCUGAAUCUGCUGAUGGAGUACAAGUCGCGCGACGCCGAAACCAUGAACAAGGAAAAUGAUAAAUUUUUUAAAGAGAAAAAGGCGCGCAUCGAGAGCGAGCUCGAACGCGCGAUUCGGGACAUUCCGGGACCGUCGGUGGGAUUGGGGGCAGAUCUCGAUCGUUUCGACGUCGAUGGGUUACCGGAAGGUGUGGAGUUUAAGUUUGAUGCGCACGAUGGUGAGGUGAACGCGGUUCGCUGGAGUCCUAUUGAGCGCAUCGUUGCGACGGGCGGUGCUGACCGGAAGGUUAAGCUGUGGGACGUGGGAAAAGGUGUUUGUGAGCAACGAGGUGUUCUCGUCGGCAGCAAUCAAGGCAUCAAUUCGGUUGAGUUUGACACGACCGGUUCCAUGAUACUGGCGGCGUCCAACGAUUCCGCCAGUCGCAUGUGGUCGGUAGUGGACCAUCGACUAAGGGUAAGCACAAAGAAAAUAUGA
This is a messenger RNA of Anopheles bellator, 1029 nucleotides long. Its product is annotated as autophagy-related protein 16-1-like. The transcript has 3 exons. Gene Ontology annotation, cellular component: autophagosome membrane. Gene Ontology annotation, molecular function: protein binding. Gene Ontology annotation, biological process: autophagosome assembly. Lineage: Eukaryota; Metazoa; Arthropoda; Insecta; Diptera; Culicidae. The record is from RefSeq and is a predicted model, not a curated record. The coding region runs from base 1 to 1029 and encodes 342 amino acids.